AUGAAUCUCAGCGCUCUUCUUGGUCUGCUGACCUUUGCGGCAGCAGUCUCCGCUGCUCCCUCCAAGGGCCAAUCGGGAGCUCAUUCCUCGGCUUCUAUCACCAAUCUUAGGAACAAGAUCAAGAAUGUUGUAAUUCUUGAGAUGGAAAAUCGCUCCUUAGACAACUUGCUCGGUGGACAGACGAUCAAGGGACUGGAGAACCCCAUCAACAACGGGCCUUUCUGCAACCCGUACAACUUGACCGAUGCUUCUGCUGGCAAGGUGUGCAGCUCUGCUAAGGACUUUGAUUCUAUCUUGGAUGACCCAGAUCACUCGGUCACCGGCAACAAUAUCGAAUUUUAUGGCACCUUUGUCCCAAGCAACGCAGCCAUUGCUAGUGGCAAGCUCACUCCCAAACAGCAAGGCUUUGUGCACGAGCAGCUGCGCCGUUAUGGGGACGAUGUCAACAAGACAGAAUUGGCCAAGCAGGUCUUGAACUACUACACCGAGGAUGAGGUUCCUGUAUUCACCUCGCUGGUUCAGAACUACCUGACCUUUAACCACUGGCAUUCCGACCACCCAGGUCCCACCAACCCCAACCGUGCCUUCGUUCUAUCAGGUACUUCCGCCGGCCACGGUACCAACGACGAUGCCUUCGACUCAGACACACACGGCCUAACCCAACGUUCCAUCUUCCAACAACUGUCAGAGACCAACCACACCUGGAAGAACUACUACACAAGCACCGACAUGAUCGACGCCUACUUCUUCGACUGGACCUUCACAAGCAACAACACCGACAAAGCCCAGCCCCUAAAGAACUUCUACGCCGACGCAGCAGCCGGCACCCUCCCAGAGUUCUCCUUCAUUGACCCAUCCUGCUGCGGCGUAGGCACAAACUCCAUGCACCCGACUGGCCUAAUCUCCGAAGGCGAAACGCUGAUCAAAAAUGUCUACGAUUCCCUCCGCGCCAGCCCGCAAUGGAAAGAAACCCUCUUCAUUCUGACCUUCGAUGAAACAGGCGGUUUCCACGACCACGUCCCGCCCCCGCUGGCUGCCCGCCCCGAUGACCUGACCUAUACCGAGACCGCGCCGAAUGGCGAGAAAUACACUUUCUCGUUCGAUCGUCUUGGUGGUCGUAUUCCGACUUUGCUUAUUUCUCCUUGGAUUGCGAAGGGCAAGGUUGAGCAGAAGGGAACGAAUUCUGAUGGAAAGGUGGUUUCUUAUUCUGCGUCGUCGAUUCUGCGCACCCUGGGCUAUCUUUGGGAUUUCAAGCCUUUUACCCCUCGUGUGGAAUCUUCCGCUUCGUUUGAGCAUCUUAUUCAGAAGAAGGCUCGUACGGAUACUCCUGUUACUUUGCCCGAGCCUGUGCCGUUUAAGGCGAAGGCUUAA
Penicillium soppii is the source of this 1371-nucleotide messenger RNA. RefSeq names its product phosphoesterase superfamily protein. The record is from RefSeq and is a predicted model, not a curated record. Gene Ontology annotation, biological process: phospholipid catabolic process. Lineage: Eukaryota; Fungi; Ascomycota; Eurotiomycetes; Eurotiales; Aspergillaceae. Bases 1 to 1371 code for a protein of 456 amino acids. The transcript is spliced from 2 exons. Gene Ontology annotation, molecular function: hydrolase activity, acting on ester bonds.